CAAACAUGUCAAUUGACGCUGCAACCUCAGCUCUGCAUCUUUCGUUCCCUCCUACUACAGCCACGGGCUUUGUUGUUCCCCAGAGCCGUUCCUUUACAGUUUCGGUAAACCCGGUAGUGUUAUUUUCUGUCCUCGAUCAUUAUCUUCGUAGGCAAGAAAAACAACACCGAGUAAUCGGAACCUUAUUAGGUGUUAGAAGUGAAGAUGGGAGCGAAGUCGAAGUCCGAAAUUGCUUCCCUGUUUCUCAUGAUGAGACUGACAAUCAGGUUGCUGUAGACAUGGAAUAUCACCGUAAUAUGUUCGAACUUCACAAGAAAGUCAACGCAAAGGAGGUGAUUGUUGGAUGGUAUGCUACUGGUUCUAAUCUUAAUCAAUGGAACGCUCUUAUACAAGAUUUUUAUUCAAGAGAAGUUAUGCCACCAUUUCAAGCUAUCCAUUUAACAAUGGAUACAGAUCUCAAGAAUGAUGAUAAGCUUUUAGGUGUCAAAACAUAUGUUAGUGCACCAAUUGGAAUUUCCGCAAAGCCAGAGAAUUGUUUAUUUUUGCCUGUUCCAUGCGAUGUCAAAUAUUUUGACGCCGAACGAAGUGGACUCGACCUUCUUGCAUCUGCAAAAAAUGAUACGGAUCGUUCCACAUCCCUAUUUUCUGACAUGGAUAACCUUGAAAAAACGAUAAAGGCUGUUUUUGAAAUGCUAGAGAGAGUUACGGACUACGUAAAUAAAGUCUUGGAUGGAAGCAUACCCGCCGAUAAUACAAUAGGUCGAUUUUUAAUGGAUACGAUUUCAGUUGUACCAAAAAUCGAUAAAGUAGAAUUCGAAAAAAUGUUCAAUGGACAUCUACAGGAUUUAUUAAUGGUUUCUUACCUUGCAAACAUGACACGUACACAACUUGCUAUCGCAGAAAGACUACAAUUACUUGUAUAAUCUCAUAAUUAAUUUGAAGAUUUUUCCAGUAAAAAAAUAUACCUUUAAAAUUUUUUACCACUUCAUAUUCUGCUUCAUUAAUAUUUAUCAUAAAAAUGAUGGAACUUCAAAAAGAGGAACGAAAUGAUGAGAGUCACGUGAAAAUUGGUUUCGUAGAGUUUAUUUUCUUUUUGCAUAAGUAUUUUUUUAGAUCUAACAUUGGUUCAUUUAAAAGGUGUCAUUUACAGAUUACUUUUUAUUCGCACAAUUUUAUUCAUCAUGUAAUACUAUUUACUUUAUUAAUAAAAAAAUUGUUAUUAAAUAAUCUAA
Messenger RNA from Rhizophagus irregularis DAOM 181602=DAOM 197198, 1232 nucleotides. RefSeq lists its product as uncharacterized. Gene Ontology annotation, molecular function: translation initiation factor binding; translation initiation factor activity; metallopeptidase activity. Gene Ontology annotation, cellular component: eukaryotic translation initiation factor 3 complex, eIF3m. The record is from RefSeq and is a predicted model, not a curated record. Lineage: Eukaryota; Fungi; Glomeromycota; Glomeromycetes; Glomerales; Glomeraceae. Gene Ontology annotation, biological process: translational initiation.